Messenger RNA from Recurvomyces mirabilis, 2304 nucleotides. RefSeq names its product inosine-5'-monophosphate dehydrogenase (gene IMD1). Gene Ontology annotation, cellular component: cytoplasm. The transcript is spliced from 4 exons. NCBI's taxonomy places the organism in Eukaryota, Fungi, Ascomycota, Dothideomycetes, Mycosphaerellales, Teratosphaeriaceae. Gene Ontology annotation, biological process: GTP biosynthetic process. The coding region runs from base 1 to 2304 and encodes 767 amino acids. The record is from RefSeq and is a predicted model, not a curated record. Gene Ontology annotation, molecular function: IMP dehydrogenase activity.
AUGCGCUGGGGCUAUCUAAUACUACUCGAGGAAGGCCGACUCCGAUGCUUGAAGCUGCUCCUCGACCCGGAUCAAGCCGUGCCAAGUUAUGCCUCUUUGCCGGCCACCCAGCGUAUCCUGUCGGCGUCCGGAAAGACGGUGGGUAUGGCGGUGGCAGACCUGCUGCGUGCUAUCCAUGGCCACGCCAAAGAAAUCAUGUGUCGUCGUUACGGAGACCAUUUCGUCAACACAACCAGAAUCAAGCUUGUCUGCACUGUGCCUGCGGUAUGGUCCGAUACAGCAAAGAACGCCACUUUUAAGGCUGCUGAAGCUGCUGGAAUGAAGGACAUCGUUCUGGUCUCGGAGCCGGAAGCUGGUGCACUUUGUACCUUGCAAGCCAUACAGCCAAAUCACCUCAAGGAGGAAGUCGCCCAAGGCGACGGCGCCUUCUGCGGCGCGGCCUUCCUGAACGCUCGCUUCGAGAAUCUCAUUGAGACCAAACUUGGGCCUGCCAAGUUCCAGCAUAUUCAAGCGUCUAAGCCUAAGACUUGGCUCAUGGCCUUAAACAUCAAUAUGAUCGGUACCAUUGACCAUCAGGAGGUCGACGGCGUGAAGUUGAAGUCGCAGGCCAAGCCGCAAGAGACAUCAUCUACUACCACGAGCAACAUGAACGGCACGAAUGGCAGCAUCGAUGACGAGCAUUUCGAAGACUCUUCCAGAGCCCUCGAGCUCUUGUCUUCCUACCCAGCCAAGGACGGCAUCUCCGUCCACGAACUCAUGGACGAGACCCGCAUGGGCGGUCUGACUUACAACGACUUCCUUCUCCUCCCAGGCCAUAUCGGCUUCCCUGCCUCGAUAGUCGAUCUCACCUCGAAGUUGACCAAGAAGAUCACACUCAAGACUCCCUUCACCUCGAGUCCCAUGGACACAGUCACGGAGAGCAAUAUGGCUAUACAUAUGGCGCUGCUUGGAGGUGUGGGAGUGGUCCAUCACAAUUGCAGUGUGGAGGAGCAGAGUGAGAUGAUUAGGAAGGUCAAGAGGUUUGAGAAUGGUUUCAUCACAGAUCCUAUUGUCAUCUCGCCGAGCACGACUGUCGCGGAAGCGAGGGCGUUGAAGGAUCAUUGGGGCUUCGGAGGCUUCCCUGUAACCGAGGAUGGCACACUUCGCAGCAAGCUUAUUGGAAUCGUCACACCACGAGAUACCCAGUUUCACAGCAACCCAGAUUCACCCGUGACUGAGAUUAUGUCCACCGACCUCGUCACCGCCCGCGAGGGUGUGACCCUGACCGAAGCCAACGACAUCCUCAGCAAAUCCAAGAAAGGUAAAUUGCCACUUGUAGACGCCCAAGGCAACCUCGUCUCGCUCCUUAGCCGGAGUGAUCUCAUGAAGAACUUGCACUACCCACUCGCCUCGAAAGUCCCAGGCACGAAACAACUCCUCUCCGCUGCCGCCAUCGGCACGCGAGAGAACGAUAAAGAGCGUCUCACGGCUCUCGUAGAAGCAGGUCUCGACAUCGUAAUCCUAGACAGCAGUCAAGGCAACAGCAUCUACCAACUCGAAAUGGUCAAAUGGAUCAAGAAGACCUUCACGAAACUCGAAGUCAUUGGAGGCAACGUCGUCACACGUGACCAAGCAGCUUCUCUCAUCGCCGCCGGUGUCGACGGCUUAAGGAUAGGUAUGGGUGCCGGCUCAGCCUGCAUCACACAAGAAGUCAUGGCUGUUGGACGUCCACAGGCAACAGCUGUAUUCAAAGUCUGCGAGUUCGCGGCCAAGUUCGGCGUACCAUGUAUUGCGGACGGUGGUAUUCAGAAUGUGGGACAUAUUGUCAAAGCUAUCGCUCUUGGAGCGAGUACGGUCAUGAUGGGCGGACUCCUCGCUGCUUGCACGGAGUCACCUGGUGCGUACGUUGUCGGACCGGAUGGCCAACUGCGAAAGUCUUACCGCGGCAUGGGCUCGAUCGAUGCAAUGGAAGACCGUAAAGCUUCUGGGCCCUCGACGGGCAAGAGCACCAACUCCGCCGCCCUCAAGGCAGCAAAUAACGCCAAGAACGCCGGCACGGCACGCUAUUUCUCGGAGGGCGACAAAGUGCUCGUCGCACAGGGUGUCAGCGGGAGUGUGUUGGAUCGGGGAAGUAUCACGAAGUUCGUUCCUUAUCUUAUGGCGGGCGUGCAACACAGUCUGCAGGAUAUCGGGAUCAAGAGCGUAAUGGGUUUGCAGACGGGUGUGAGGGAUGGGGAGGUGAGGUUUGAGUUCCGGACAGCGAGUGCGCAGGCGGAAGGCGGAAUUCAAGGGAUGUUGGGGGUGGAGACGAAGUUGUAUUCUUAG